Molecule: messenger RNA, 2605 nt
Organism: Gadus morhua (Atlantic cod)
Lineage: Eukaryota; Metazoa; Chordata; Actinopteri; Gadiformes; Gadidae
Product: vegetative cell wall protein gp1
Exons: 2
Coding region: 1498-2262 (254 amino acids)
Molecular function (GO): growth factor activity
Source: RefSeq, a predicted model, not a curated record
GAGAGAGGCAAGGGAGAGAGGGAGGGGGUAAAAGGAGAGGGAGCCACACACCGGAGUAAAGAAGGGAGGCAGCACACGGCUGCAGAGCUCAGUCCGAAAGGCAGAGCCAGAGGAGAGAUAUAUAGAGAGAGAGAGAGAGAGAGAGAGAGAGAUAGAGAGACAUACAGAGGAGACACACAGAGAGGAGAGAGAGAAGGCUCAGUUCACUGGCCGUUGCACAGAGAGAGAGAAAGAAGAGAGCACUGAGGCUCAGUUACACUCUAGUAACUUCAAACCGGCUCCGACAAUCAAAAGGAGGAGAAAAAAGAAAAGACAGAAAGAAAGAAAGAAAGAAAGAAAGAAAGAAAGAAGGAAAGUCUGGAUUGUAUGAGUGCUUUUGUUUCCCGGCUGCUCUGAGGAUUUCUCUCUCUGGACAUUGAUUAGAAGCAGCAUUAGUUCAUGUGGCUCCUUCCCGGUGUUUAUUUGCUCAUCCCGUGAUCCUCGGCUCCUCGUAUCUCUUCAGGACUUCUCCUCCGUCCCCCCGUGCCCCCGUCCCCCCGUGCCCCCGUGCCCGCGCCCGCUCCGCCAGUCCUCCGCACGGAUUAAUCCUUCAGACCUCGUCUUCUUCUUUUAGAUCGUUCUGUAUUUUUCGGGGGCCCGUUUAUCUGCACGAUUUGUGAAUGGGGGGGUGCAUAAGAGAUUGAAAGAAACCAAGCUCUGAUAAAAGCCUGCGUUUAAACUUUAGACAAAAAAGGGAGCAUGUGUGUGUAAUUGUGUGCGUGUGUGUGUGUGUGUGUGGUUGUGUGUGAGUGAUUGUGUGUGGUUGUGAGAAGCGAGUGUGGGAGUGAGAGGCAGCAAGGCGCGAAAAAAAGAGCGUCUGCCUGGGAGGAGGAGGAGGAGGAGGAGGAGAGGGAGGUGGGUCUGCCAGACGAGACCCCCACUCCCGGUGGUUCCCCCCCGCUUUUCCUUUUUUCACGAGGGUGAUCUGAGUUAUGGAUGUUGACACAUUCCUGUGGUUCUGCUGAGGGGUAAACUACACUGGGAACUACACACGCAACCUCAGGGCUUUACCAGCAACACCACCGCCGCCGCCGCCGCCACCAGCACCACCACCAGCACCACCACCCCCAUCACCGCCAGGAACCAGCCCACCAGCCAACCAGUCCGUAAAUGUUUUUUCUUUCAUCGGUCCACCAGUGCUGUCGUUAUCAAGAGACUACGAUCCUCUUCCUCAUCGUCCCCCGUCCCUAAGACGUCACUAACGACCAUCCAAAGCGUGACUGCGCUGGUUUCCAUAGAAACCGUUUUUUUCCGGGUUAUUCCUUGCGUUUCAUUUGAACCCCCUUGCAGGUGAACCCCCCGCCCUCAGGAGCCACGAAAACAACAGGGGGUCUCGGUUGCCACGGGCGGCAGGGGAGGGGAUCCGUCUCUCUCUCUCCCCCACUCCUCCCCCCUGCCCCCCCCGCUCAGCAUGCCCCAGCCCCCGAGCGUCUCCAGCGCGCCGCCAGCUCCUCUACCAUGCGUAGAUGGACAGUGACACAGGGUGCACCGACCGCCUGGUCCUGCUCCGCCCCCUCCCCCACCGCCCCCUCCGUCGCCUGCCUCCGCCGCGGACCCCCCUCGUCCCUGCUCUCCGUGGCCUUCCUCCUGCUCCUCCUGCUGCUGCUGCUGGGACCCUCGCCCUCCUCGCCGCUCUCCCUGCCCCCCCGCUCUUCGUCGUCCUCGUCGGCCUCGUCUUCGUCGCGGGCGUCCUCGCCACCGCUGGCGCCGGACUCCAAGCGGGACCGCGACGCUCCCAGAGGCUCCCGGCGGCGCUCCUCCGGCCCUCCGCCGCCGCCGCCCCCCGUCGCCUCCUCCUCCUCCUCCCCUUCCUCGCCGCUGCCCUGGCCGCCGGCGUCCCCCGCCCGCUCGCCGAGGGGGGCGGCCCACCUGUCGUCGGCGCCCUCGCUGGCGUCCUCCUCGUCCACGGUGGUGGGCCGCCACCCGCGCAGCAGCUACAACCACCUGCAGGGCGACGUGCGGCGCAGGAAGCUCUUCUCCUACCAGAAGUUCUUCCUGCGCAUCGACAAGAAGGGGAAGGUCAACGGCACCAAGAGCGACGACGACCCCUACAGUGUGCUGGAGAUCAAGUCGGUGGACGUUGGCGUGGUGGCCAUCCGUGCGCUCAGCAGUAACUACUACCUGGCCAUCAGCAGGAAGGGAGAGCUCUAUGGAGCGGUGAGUUUACUGCAGAGACACAAUGAAUGCAUCAAUGUUGGAUUUAAAUCCUUUUCUCUUAAUUAACAUCAUUGCAUCUCUUGCAACUCUGGGAAAUGUGUUCUUAUUCUAUACUAUCUAUAGUCAGACUAUAUUUAAAGAGACAUUGUAUUUAUCUUGGUGCAGCUCAAAGGUUUGUGGGAAGGAGCUCGGUCAAACAGCAAGAAUCUCUUGCACAAAUAGAGAAUGGGGCUUGGUUAUGUAUCUGUCCUCUCCUCUCCUUUACCCUCACCUCCUCUUCUCUCACCUCACCUCCUCUCUUCCCACCUCCUCUAACCUCCCCUCCCCUCACCUCCUCUACUCUCCACCUCCCUUCAAUCCAUUCACAAACAAGAAAUACAUCUGUCAGGCUCUUCACUGUGCCUCCAUU